AUGAUGACUGUCCUCGAACAUGACGAGAAGCCCGACUCGGUUCGUGUCGAGUAUGAUGCCCGGAAUAAUGCGCACGAUGACAGUAUUGAAGACAUAGCCACGAGUUGGUUUGUGUGGCUGGUUGCACUCACAGCUUCUAUUGCCGGUGGUUUAUUCGGUUACGAUACAGGAAUCAUUUCUGCUGUAUUUGUCUACCUAGGUGACGACCUUGAUGGCUGCCCAACAUCGGACAGUGAAAAAGAACUAAUUACCAGUCUCUGCGCUGGUGGUUCUUUUAUCGGCGCAAUCAUCGCCGGAGUUACCGCCGACAAGUAUGGCAGAAAACCCGCCAUCUAUGUCGGCUGCUUUCUGUUUACCAUCGGUGCUAUCCUCCAAGGAGCAGCAUACAGCAUUGUGCAGAUGGCUGUUGGCCGGCUUGUCGUUGGCUUGGGCGUCGGCUCUGCCUCCAUGAUUGUUCCCCUGUAUAUCGCAGAGAUCGCGCCUACCAAGGCAAGAGGCCGUCUAAUCGGCCUUAAUAACAUGUCGAUUACCGGCGGACAAGUUGUGUCCUAUGGCCUGGGUGCGGCAUUCGCACACGUUUCAUCUGGAUGGAGGUAUAUGGUUGGCCUUGGGGCCUUCCCGUCAAUUAUCCUCGCGUGCCUCCUUCCUUUUUGUCCCGAGUCGCCCCGUCAGCUCAUCUACCAUGGUAAAAUGCAAGAAGCAGAGCCGCUGGGCCAAAUCAAAAUGCUGCAUAUAAAGCCAGCCUAUUUCCGUACUCUUAUCUGCGCAUGUGGAUUUAUUGUGAUUGCACAAAUGUCCGGCUUUAAUACCCUUAUGUAUUACUCUGCGACCCUCUUUGACCUCGUCGGCUUCUCUAAUCCUGUCGCCGUCGGCCUCGUCGUCUCAGGGACAAAUUUCAUCAUGUCCUGGGUUAAUAUGAUGACCGUCGACCCCAUCGGCCGCCGCCGUAUCGUUCUCCUAACCUCCUGGGGAAUGUGUGCUGGCCUUGUCGCCGUUGCUAUCGCAUUCAGUUUUAUCCCUGUAAAUAUAUCAACUCUCGAACUCGAAACCGACAGUGUCAGCACCGCUGCUAUCGUCGUUCUCGUAUACAUUAUCUGGUUCGUCUUCUGCUACGGUGUCUCUAUGGGAAACACCGCGUGGAUGAACACCGAUCUCUUCCCAAUGGAAGUCCCCGCCGUCGGGACAAUGUGGCUCGCCUGCUCCUGCUGGGCGGCUAAUAUAAUUGUCUCGAGUACCUUUUUGAGUAUGAUGAAGGGGAUUAUGCCCAGUGGAGCAUUUGGUCUCUAUGCCGCUAUUUGUGGGAUUGGAUAUAUCUUGAUCUAUUUCUUUUAUCCCGAGGUUUCGGGAUUGACCCUGGAGGAGAUUAGGGAGGUGUUUGAACAUGGGUUUGGGGUCUCUUAUUCCAGGCAGCUACGGAAGGAGAGGACGUCUGCUCGGGAAGCUGAGCAGGCUGAAGAGGCUGGUGGGAAAUAA
Aspergillus caelatus is the source of this 1473-nucleotide messenger RNA. RefSeq names its product general substrate transporter. Gene Ontology annotation, biological process: transmembrane transport. The record is from RefSeq and is a predicted model, not a curated record. Gene Ontology annotation, cellular component: membrane. The coding region runs from base 1 to 1473 and encodes 490 amino acids. NCBI's taxonomy places the organism in Eukaryota, Fungi, Ascomycota, Eurotiomycetes, Eurotiales, Aspergillaceae. The transcript is spliced from 3 exons. Gene Ontology annotation, molecular function: myo-inositol:proton symporter activity.